AUGGCGAACCAAAACCAUGAGCAGCAGCUGAAAGGAGAGAUAAAACUAAUAGAUCAGCUUGGACGUGCAAUCAAACUGACGCAGAAACUUAGGGCAACGGUCACAAAAGUUUUUGACGAUUUAGGAAAUGGCCUGCCAAAUACACAAGGAAAUGAAAAAACCCUUCUAAACAGCUUGCAGAAAACACUGCUGGCUGUAAACAAUGACUUCAGUGAGCUGGAGAAACUUGGGUCUGGCAUUAAUCGUGAUCAAAGCAGUGCAGUAGCCAACACCAGUUACCUGAACUUUGACUCUAGUUUGGACAAAGGCCCUAUUUAUUUGGAACUACUACAAUCCUACAAGUGGAUGAAUAAGGUGACUGAGUACUCUUCGACGUGCCAUUCUUCAGGUCAGCUUAUGCUUAGUCGUUCCGUUUUUGGUUCCACUGUGCGUGCAAAGCGGUUACGCAGAUCGCCUGCGAUUCAUGCCAUUCCCACACAACAGAUAGAUAGUUUUAUAUCCUCGCUGAAUUCUCAGUUUCCUCAGAUGAAGAUUGAUGUAUACAGACCUCUAGGAACAUCCACUAUACUAUUGAUAAGUGUAAGACAGACUUUAAGAGCCAUGGUUGCCCUGAGAGGACUCACCAUAGAAUGGGUUAAAGUAAAGGCUGUGUCUGAAGAUUUCUUUACAGAAGAUGGUAAGCUUGACAUCUGGUCCAGGUCGCGAUAUCAAGUCUUCCAAAAGGUCACAGAGCAUGCAUGUUGCGCCAUUCUUCAUUUUUACCACACUGUCAUGCCGAAUGCUGCGAUAAGGUCUUUUCUGAUGUGGCUUAACUCUUACCAAUCCCUGUUCUCUGCUCCAUGCUCAAAAUGUGGUAAAUACCUUCAGGAUGGUGUUCCACCAACAUUUAGGGACAUGAGACUGUGCCAGCCAAUGCAUGAACUGUGCAGACAGUAGGCUGAUUGUCAGGAACUGAAAGAGGUACAGUUCAUGCCGGAACUUCUGUCUACAUUUAUCCAAAUUAUUGGGUUUGUGUCUCCAAAAGUGGAUUCCAGCUGUCUGUAUGUAUGUCUACACUGACUGACUGACUGUCAGAAGGGUACAUGUACGUGUGACGAUUUUUCAUGUGCUGGUGUUAAUGGUCCUUAGUGCUCAUGGAUUGUCCAUUUUUUGAGGUAGAGACGGCGUCAUGGAUCUGAUAUUCAUCAUUUGCUGUUUGCCCUGUACCUCUGCAUCUCUUGAGCAAAAUGGGGUCUUUUGCGGCCUGUAAUGUUUCCCACGAAAUAGUUCUGGCUGGUGAAUACAUGUAGUGAAUAGACAAGAACACAGAAGUCGUUACUGAAACCCUGUGCUGCAUUUGUUACAAUCUACAUGGCUUCCCACCCACCACAGCUGUGUGCCUUUCCUAAUAACAUGGACUUACUAUGUAAGUACAUGUAAUGACACUAGGCCUACACUACAUUGCCUGAUUCACUUGACCAUUGAGGUGAGCUCUGACUCCUGGGGUUUGUCAUGUAGCUGCUGAGGUGCUUUGUCCAAUCCUGCUCCACCCAAAGGCCUCUCCAAAGUCAAGAGUCAUAAAAGUAAAAUAUUCUUCAAAUGGCAAGAAUCAAAUAGCAAAUCAAACACAUAAAUAAUAGUCCUAUUUUGAAAACUAAAACUUUUUUUAGGAGGUCAAGAAAAAAAAAUUUUAUGACUAAAUCCCAAGGGAGGACUAGUGAUUACUAUAAAAAAUAAACCUGAUGGAUAUCAGUAUUAUUAUUUACACUGUACUCCCUUGGGUGUUUAUCUAACCAGACGUGUAUAUAUUUUUUGCCAACUUUAAUACCCAUCAGAGCAUGUGAAAGUGACAUGCUGUAAUGGGCUGUGUUCAUAUUGCGUCUUGUCAAUUUGCCAUCAAGAUUUCAGAUACCUUACAUCAAUGAAAUUGGGCCUCUGUGGCUCAGUUGGUUAGUGCACUAGUGCAGCGAAAUGACCCGGAAGCCUCUCACCAAUGCAGUUGCUGUGAGUUCAAAUCCAGCUCAUGCUGGUUUCCUCUCCGGUCGUACAUGGGAAUGUCUCAGCAACCUGCAGACGGAUGUGGGUUUCCCCUGGGGCUCUGCCCUGUUUCCUCCCACCAUAAUGCUGGCCGCCGUCGCACAAGUGAAAUAUUCUUGAGUACGGCCUAAAGCACCAGUCAAAUAAAUGAAAAAAAAAAAAAAUGAAAUUGUUCUUCAUGUAAAUGAAAAAAUCUUAGCAUUAUUACAUUUGUAAAGAAUGUACAAAAUGGGGAAAUAAAAUUUUUGACUUAUGUUCCAAGUAUAUUUGAAAGAGUAAAAAUUUGUUUUCUUAUUAGCUCUUCAGUCAUUUGUAUGUUUCAUGCUAGAUAUAGUCAUGGAAUGUACGUCUAUCUUCCAACCAUGCAAGUGGAAUUUGAAUACGUUUUGUAUGCCCAGAAUCAAAACUUUGCAGGGGGCAGUCCAGCUCAAGCUGGCUUCCUCUCCAGCAGUGUGUUGUUUCCUCCCACCAUCAAGCUGGCCUCCGUCACAUAAGUGAAAUAUUUUUGAGUGUGGCAUAUAACACCAAUGAAAUCAAUAAAGAAAUAAUCCCAGCUUCAAUCGGCCCUUGACACUACUGUGAUUUGAAACUGGCUUUCUCGCACAAGGUAGCUCCUGACUGGGCCUGUUCAUGCACAAGUGGGUCCCUGGCUUGAACACGACGACCAUCUGGCCCAAUUGGGAGCUGACUCGCUUGCUCGAGGAAUGGCAGCAACUUCCCCUUCAGAGUAUCAGGAGGCUUUGAGGUGGUAUGAGGAUAUACCCGAUAAUGACGGAAAACGCUUGAGCUAACAAAUGACGUUUUUAUUGAGUAAUUUCAAUCACUGCUUCAACACUGUUCACUCCAUAACCAUAUUUUUGGAAAGCCAUUGUUUCACAUCAAAACCAGUCAUGAUAAAAAUGCAUUUGUAUUCUCAUUCCAAAUAUUUUGUCAUUUUUCAUCAGCCAAAGGGUCACACACUUCACAAUCAUUCACAUUUUCUACACUCUUUUGAUACAGACGAACAUUACUCGCACGUGUACAAAAUCGAAACCCAGGGGAUGCUUAACAAAGUUCUUUGUGUAUAAAUAAUAAAUAAUACAUCCUGUAGUGAAUACCACUAUAUAAAGUGGUAAAUAAAUGGUUGACUGGGUAUUAUUUCUAGGUUAAAGACCGUAGUUUGAUUAGGAGUUGUGCCAUCUCCCGCUAUACACUCACUACCAGACCUAAUACAUCAGACCACAGGAUAUAUAGAGGUGUAUGUACCAGUGAAUUUGUGAAAUAUAUCGCAAAUACUCUUUUUUUUUUUUUUCUU
Liolophura sinensis is the source of this 3310-nucleotide messenger RNA. Its product is annotated as mediator of RNA polymerase II transcription subunit 27-like. Gene Ontology annotation, biological process: regulation of transcription by RNA polymerase II. Bases 1 to 936 code for a protein of 311 amino acids. NCBI's taxonomy places the organism in Eukaryota, Metazoa, Mollusca, Polyplacophora, Chitonida, Chitonidae. Gene Ontology annotation, cellular component: mediator complex. Gene Ontology annotation, molecular function: transcription coactivator activity. The transcript has 8 exons. The record is from RefSeq and is a predicted model, not a curated record.